Acanthopagrus latus (yellowfin seabream) is the source of this 1559-nucleotide messenger RNA. It is a transcript of the gene ankrd29, whose product is annotated as ankyrin repeat domain 29. Gene Ontology annotation, biological process: positive regulation of transcription by RNA polymerase II. Lineage: Eukaryota; Metazoa; Chordata; Actinopteri; Spariformes; Sparidae. Gene Ontology annotation, cellular component: nucleus. The transcript is spliced from 11 exons. The coding region runs from base 219 to 1052 and encodes 277 amino acids. Gene Ontology annotation, molecular function: protein binding; transcription cis-regulatory region binding. The record is from RefSeq and is a predicted model, not a curated record.
CUGCGGCCUGCUGCGGCGCUGACGAGCCUCCUCUGACUGCGGAGGAUGAGCUCAGCUGACUGUCUGUUAUUAUGUCGGCGAGCGGGCGCCGCCAACACCCCAAACACAGUGCGGCAGAGAGAAAAGAAACCAGGAGGCGAGAGGAGGCCCAGCAUCAUUACCGUGUCUAAUGAAUGAGUGCGCAGGAGGAGCCAUGAGUCACGACUGAGGUCUGCAGGAUGUCUUUCAAGAAGGAAACACCCCUGGCUAAUGCCGUGUUUUGGGCAGCGAGGAAGGGGAACCUGGCCCUGCUUCAGCUGCUGCUCAACAGCGGGCGCGUGGACGCAGACUGCAGAGACAGUUAUGGGACGACAGCGCUGAUGGUGGCAUCGUACAGCGGCCACUAUGACUGUGUCAAAGACCUGAUCAUGCAGGGAGCCGACAUCAACUACCAGAGAGAGACAGGUUCCACUGCCUUGUUCUUCGCCUCCCAGCAGGGUCAUAAUGACGUUGUGAAACUCCUCUUUGAAUUCGGAGCCUCCACUGAAUUCCGGACAAAGGACGGCGGCACCGCCCUCACCGUCGCCUCUCAGUACGGACACACAAAGGUGGUGGACACCCUGUUGAAGAAUGGAGCCAAUGUUCACGACCAGCUGAACGACGGUGCCACCGCUCUGUUUCUUGCUGCCCAGGAGGGUCAUGUGACUGUGAUCCGUCAGCUGCUGUCCUCCGGUGCCAAAGUCAACCAGUCGAGGGAGGAUGGCACUGCCCCCCUGUGGAUGGCAGCUCAGAUGGGUCACAGUGAGGUGGUGAAGGUGCUGCUCCUGCGUGGGGCCGAUCGGGACGCUGACAGACAAGAUGGAUCCACAGCGUUAUUCAAAGCCGCUUUUAAAGGACACAACAGUGUCAUCGAGGAACUCCUCAAGUUUUCUCCUUCUCUCGGCCUUCUCAAGAUCAAACAAACAAGAUACAGCUUCAAAGUUGUAGCAUACAGACAUGAGAGUGAAUGGCUCCUCUCCCCUUCAUGCUGCUGUUAUGGGUGGAAAUAUUCGAACAGUUCUGCUGCUGCUUGAAGCCAACGCAGACCCCACGCUACCAAACAAGAAUAAUGAACUCCCUGCAGAUCUAACAAAGAGCGAUCGCAUCCUAAAUGUUUUACGUCCAAAAAUCUUGAACGGAGACAGCUGAUGACCGUCCCAUCGGCCUCCCGCCUUCAUGUCUGUCUGUACCUUACUGAUGAUGUAUACUGCGGAGCAAAAGAAAACACAGUGUCAAAUCUACUCAUCUACAAUAUGUACUGUACAUGGUGCUUGCUUUUGAUUGCGGCUGAAGAGAAGCUGUCAUAUGUUGAAUAAAACCUGGACUUACUCCAGAGCAGCACAGAGUGCAAACCACAGUCCAUCCAUCUGCCAUGUGCAUCAUCUCCGUUACUCUGUAGUUCCACAGUAUAUGCAUUUAUUUUUGUUUACCCCGGGUGUUGUAAGAUUUCUAUAUAUUUUGCACACAUUUUAUUUGCCUUUUUAAUAGAUGUAAUAAAGUGUAGAUUUGUUAUUCAAUACAAGUGGCAGCGUGAACGUUUG